Castor canadensis (American beaver) is the source of this 6486-nucleotide messenger RNA. RefSeq names its product RAS guanyl releasing protein 1 (gene Rasgrp1). Lineage: Eukaryota; Metazoa; Chordata; Mammalia; Rodentia; Castoridae. Gene Ontology annotation, biological process: Ras protein signal transduction. The record is from RefSeq and is a predicted model, not a curated record. Gene Ontology annotation, cellular component: plasma membrane. Gene Ontology annotation, molecular function: calcium ion binding; guanyl-nucleotide exchange factor activity.
GCGGGCGGGCGGUGGCCUGGCGAUGCGCCGCGCCCCGCCGAGCCCGUCCCGCCGCGCCAGCUGAGCCGGCUGCAGCAGCGCGGCCGCGGCCAUGGGCACCCUGGGCAAGGCGAGAGAGGCUCCGCGGAAACCUUCCCAUGGCUCCAGAGCUUCCCCCAAAGCAAGACUAGAGGCGAAAACAGCCUCCCUCCCUUCCCAUCCCAGCCUGGUCCAGAUCACCCAGUUCCGAAUGAUGGUGUCCCUGGGACACUUGGCCAAAGGAGCCAGCCUGGAGGACCUCAUCGACAGCUGUAUACAGUCUUUUGAUGCAGAUGGAAACCUGUGUCGAAGUAACCAACUGCUGCAAGUCAUGCUGACCAUGCACCGGAUCCUCAUCUCCUCUGCGGACCUACUCCAGAAAGUGAUGGCCCUCUAUAAAGACGCCUUGGCAAGGAACUCUCCAGGGCUUUGCCUGAAGAUCUGCUACUUUGUGAGGUACUGGAUAACAGAAUUCUGGAUCAUGUUCAAAAUGGAUGCCAGCUUGACAAACGUCAUGGAGGAAUUUCAGGAACUGGUGAAAGGAGCUGGGGAGGAGCUGCACUGCCGCCUGAUCGACACAAGUCAGAUCAAUGCACGUGACUGGUCCAGGAAACUUACUCAAAGGAUCAAAUCAAACACCAGCAAGAAGCGGAAAGUCUCCCUGCUCUUUGACCACCUGGAACCAGAAGAGCUGUCUGAGCACCUCACCUACCUAGAGUUCAAGUCCUUUCGAAGGAUAUCCUUCUCUGAUUAUCAAAAUUACCUUGUAAAUAGCUGUGUGAAAGAGAACCCCACCAUGGAACGAUCCAUUGCCCUGUGCAACGGCAUUUCCCAGUGGGUACAGCUGAUGGUGCUCAGCCGCCCCACCCCCCAGCUCCGGGCAGAAGUCUUCAUCAAGUUCAUCCAGGUGGCUCAGAAGCUCCACCAGCUGCAGAACUUCAACACGCUGAUGGCAGUGAUAGGUGGGCUGUGCCACAGCUCCAUCUCCAGGCUCAAGGAGACCAGCUCCCAUGUUCCACAUGAAAUCAGUAAGGUUCUGGGAGAGAUGACUGAGCUGCUGUCCUCCUGCAGAAACUAUGACAACUACCGGCGAGCCUACGGGGAGUGCACCCACUUCAAGAUCCCCAUCCUGGGGGUGCACCUCAAGGACCUCAUUUCCCUGUAUGAAGCCAUGCCCGACUAUCUGGAGGACGGGAAGGUGAAUGUCCACAAGCUGCUGGCCCUGUACAAUCACAUCAAUGAGCUGGUCCAGCUGCAGGAGGUAGCCCCACCACUGGAGGCCAACAAGGACCUGGUGCACCUUCUCACGUUGUCCCUGGAUCUCUACUACACUGAAGAUGAGAUCUAUGAGCUUUCCUAUGCCCGGGAGCCGAGGAACCACAGAGCCCCCCCACUAACACCAUCAAAGCCACCGGUAGUAGUAGACUGGGCCUCUGGAGUAUCUCCCAAACCUGACCCAAAGACCAUUAGCAAGCAUGUGCAGAGGAUGGUGGAUUCUGUCUUCAAGAACUACGACCAUGAUCAAGACGGGUACAUUUCUCAGGAAGAGUUUGAAAAGAUUGCUGCAAGUUUUCCCUUUUCCUUCUGUGUGAUGGACAAAGACAGGGAAGGCCUCAUCAGCAGGGAUGAGAUAACAGCCUACUUCAUGAGGGCCAGCUCCAUCUACUCCAAGCUGGGACUGGGUUUCCCUCACAACUUCCAAGAGACCACCUAUCUGAAGCCCACUUUCUGCGACAACUGUGCUGGAUUUCUCUGGGGAGUGAUCAAACAAGGAUAUCGAUGCAAAGAUUGUGGGAUGAACUGCCACAAACAGUGCAAAGACUUGGUGGUAUUUGAGUGCAAGAAGCGAGCGAAGAACCCAGCAGCUCCUCCAGAGAACAGCACCUCUGUGGGACCAAUGUCCAGCCUUUGCCCACUGGGAACCAAAGACCUACUCCAUGCACCCGAAGAAGGAUCUGUUCCAUUCCACAAUGGGGAGGCCGGGGGACACAGUGAGGACAGUAAGGACCGGACCAUCAUGCUGAUGGGAGUGUCCUCACAGAAGAUUUCUGUUCGGCUCAAGAGGACUGUCGCCCACAAGACCACCCAGACUGAAACGCUGCCUUGGAUUGGCAGUGACAGCUCUCCUGGGCACUUUGUGCUCUCUUCCCCAAAGAAGACAGCCCAGGACACCCUUUAUGUGCUUCCCAGUCCCACGUCGCCAUGCCCCAGCCCAGUGUUGGUCAGAAAGCGGGCUUUUGUCAAGUGGGAGAAUAAAGAAUCCCUAAUAAAAUCAAAAGAGGAGCUCCGUCACCUCAGACUCCCAACCUACCAAGAAUUGGAACAGGAAAUAAAUACCCUGAAAGCAGAUAAUGAUGCCCUAAAGAUGCAACUGAAGUAUGCACAGAAGAAAAUAGAAUCCCUCCGGCUUGAGAAAAGCAACCAUGUCUUAGCACAAAUGGAGCAGGGGGACUGAUCUUAGCCCCGAGGCUCCAGGCACCACGUGGACGAGCACCCUGGACACCUUUUCCAUGCCCACAAACAGACACCCAGGAGUCUAUGGAAUGGAACUGCUGAUUACUUUCAAUCAGCUGACUCAAAGGGGAGGAAAGCUGAAGGAUGCAUUCAUACUAGAGCUUAUUUUUCUGGCACUAAUGCCAACAGUGUGCUAAAGCAUGGCUGUAGUUUCCUCACAGGUAGCAUCUCAGGCGGCCUGCCUGAUUCUUCCUUUGAACUAAAAUUCCUGGAAAAUGAAUUUGCUUCCUUCAGGUUUUCCUUUGUUCCACCCAAAGGCUUAUUUAUAAUAGAAAAAAAAAUCCAUAUUCCAAAAAAAAGAGUGACUUGUACAGGCCAGCAUUCUUUGUGAAUCUGGUUCCUUCUUCACUACCUCAGAGCUAGUCAAUUCACCUCUCCCCCUUCUUCCUCACUACACUCUUACAAGAGCACAUUGACCUAGAAGUGAACUUCUAGAGACACAGCUGUGGCUUUGUAGGGCCUAUUGAAUGCCAUUAUCCCAUUGCAGGUCAACUCACGGUUCAGUCUUAAAGUCGUCAUAAAAUAAGUAAUCAGAUUUAAUACCCAGAAACACAGCAAUUACUGUCUCACACAUGACUGGCUAAUUAGCUAAAAUAAACGUAACACAAACAUGUUUGUCCUCAUCUGUUCUACAGUAGAAAGAAUUAGGAAUUCAUGGCUUUAUUAAACAGUCUGUGAAGAAUGUUUAACUCUUCAUGUUCCAUCUUUAUUUUUUUUUUUGAAGUAAAUUAUUUCUGAACAGAUCUGUGCUUAAACUCUUUACUAUUGAUACUAUUUAGAAAUAAGCUAAGGGGAUCAAUAUCUUCAGUAGCUGACAGCAUGUUCAUAUGUAUAUAAUAUGCAUAUACAAUAUCAGGCAUGCAAAUGACUUGGAAUUUCCCCUUAUAAAAUGGCGUGAACUGAACAACUUUAGCCAUUUACACAAAUUCAUAAGUCUAUAGUUGUUUGGAGAAAUUGCUUAUGAAGUAAACUGUAUUGUUUUGCAAAUCACAAGUAAAAGUCCUGUGAAUAUUCUAUUAUGAAGGUUAAUGGUAGAAGGGUUGAUUUGGUUGCCUGGGCAACCACUGAGACUCCAUUGUUAGUCUCUUUUUAGUUCUCUUAAAAAAAAGUAUGAUCAUUUAAUUGGGGGAAGACUUAGCUUCCAUGCUUGAAAAGUCUGGCACCAUGCUGACUUACAAUUCAUAUACAAGUUGACUGACUGCCAAGGAUAUAAUCUUAAUAAAGGAUGUUCCUCACCUACUGCCAACAGCACUUCUUCGUAAGAUUGCAAACUAGACACAAGUGUUGCCUCCUUGGAGGAGAGACCACCUUCCAUUUGCAUACCUUUGUGUUGAGUUUUAGUGACACACAACUAGCUUGUAGUUAAUGAUUCCUUAAAUUCUGAAGAGUCACACACUCUUCCUAAAUCUGUAUGCACAAAGCACGGCUGCUUUAGUCUGUGUACACCAAGUACACACACUCAGUAGCACUCUCUAUUUGCUUUCCAUGGAACAAAUAAGUUAAGAGAAAGUUUAAAAUCUGUAUUCUUCACUAUUAUUUUCCUCUGACAUAGACCCAAAAGAGAAUACAGCUUAAUGUUUUUAAGGUCAUGGAACACACAAAUUUUUUUAUUCUUCUUACUUUUCAAAAUGAGGACCCCAAGUUAGUUUUUAUGCAAAAAAUCUACAGCAUAAAGGAAUUCAAAAGGUCAUAGUCCCCUCAAAUUAUCUCUGCUAGAUGAUGCCAGGCACUGCCAAGUUCAUUCCUGAAAUGACAGGCAGAAGUUUCAUCAGAGGUUUUACCAUCCAGCAUGGACCAAAGAAAUACUGGUAUUAUUCACGUUGAGCUCCAGGGGCUAAAGAAAUCUACAUACACAAUCACAGACAAGUUUCUGGAUUAUCAAGCCUAGGAUGCAAACUUUACAUUGACUCAAAGUAAGGACAGAUCUUAUUGUACUAGAAGCAGUGUCACUUCUCAUUUUUGUUAACUGACUCCUUUUUACUGACAAUUUGUGAAUUUCUGUCUAAAUACGUAUAAUAUAAACUGCAAGAAAAAACCCAAAUGUACAGAUUGUAAAGUCUUUUUGAUAUGUAAGUUUGUGUAAUAUUUAUAUGAUAAAAACAUUAGGAUCCCUACCACAGAAAUGUCUUGUGUGUCUUCACCUUCACCUGAAUGUUUCACCAUAAUCCACAUUGAUUCCAUUCCCCUAUUCUACUAAACAAACUGCGUUUCGCUGGAAGGAAAAGCAAACCUACUAUUACUCAGUUUACGUUUUUUCUACUUCCUUUUUUUAGCAUGAAGAAGUAACAGUACAGAAAUACCCAAUCUUUUCCCAUCUUAUUCAUAGCAACGUUAAGAGUGAUCCCCAAAUACUGAGUCUAUACAUAUUUAACACUGAAGACAAACCAGGCAUGAUGGUGUACUCCUGUAAUCCCAGCACUCAGGAGGCAGAAACAGUAGGAUCAUGAGUUCAAGACCAGCCUGGGCUACAGAGUGAGACCCUGUUUCAAAUACCCCCUUCCUUAAAAAACAAACUUGAGGUUGUCAUUCCUCUGUGGCUUUCAACUUUAAUUCCACAGUUCCAUCUAAGCAAAGAAAGAUAAAAAUAGUAGUGGCUCAAUCUUGUGUGCAGACCACUCAGCAGUUCAUUCAUGGUCAUGAUUAUUUAAAGUGAUUUAGAGACUGUCAUGAUUUUCCCUUAACCCAGCCAAUUGUUUUGUUAACCUGACCAAUAGGGGGUGGGGAAGGUUGUCCUACCACUCAAAUUCUACUGUGGAAUGCAUUCUGGUACAUUAGGGCAGGGGAGCCUCUAUCAUUUUGGCAAGUCAUAAUAUUUCAUACAAAAGAAUGAAGUCAUAUAGACAACAAGACCCAAAGGAAAGGUUAAAAACUGUCUCCUCACCUCACCCAGUGUCCUCCCUGGUCCUUUCCAUGGACAUACAGCCCCAAUGCUCAGCCCAUCUUCUGGCCAUAAAUUGUUUUCAGAUUAUCGUACUUUUUUUUUAGUCACAAAUCCAGGCAAGUAAAAACAUUUUCGGUUUAAAAUUUGUUUUUUCUCUUUAAUGAGGCAAGAACACUGCAAACAGAUUCAAAGAAAACCCCCAUUUCCCUUCUGAUGAUGGUUGUGGGUGACUGUAUGGUGAUUAUGUAUGGAUAGGACAAGUGCUCUUUACCAGCUCAAAAGAAAAGUCAUGACUACUUUAACUCAGAAUUCCUCGUGAGGCCACUCUAUAGGAGCUACUAGCUGCCACAGCUGGACAAAGACAGGGAGAAGGGAAGAAAAAAUGUGAGAAUAGAAAAACAAGGAAAUUGAGAACCAGGCAAAAGAAUGAAGAGGAAGUAUCAAACAGUGUUAGGCUUUAGGAAGCACUAAGAUGACACGCAUCAUAUUCCACACUUAUGCUGCCCUCAAGCUAUAAACGUCUCCUCGUUCUGGCCUUUCACAUGAAGGCCCUAAACCACCUUACCGUUACCUGAUGUUGCUCAGCAAACUGUUCUGCAAACAAAUGUCUACUGAUCAAAGAUUAUCAUAAAAAUGCCACGUGAGAGGAAAGAAUAAGAUGUUAGGGUUGGAUGACUAGGCCUUUUCUUUCUUCAAUGAGGGUCACAGGAACGUGUAAAUACAUCAGUGCUUCCAGCUCUGCCACGAUUCCAGAAGUGCUUGACUUAGCUGAGAUUGACAGUGACUGCAGUAGGUAGCCCAAAUAGUACUCCUACAAGGAAUAAAACUCUUGGGGAAACUGAUAAACUAAUGCUUCUGCAAUAUUUACCAUAAAUCUUUAGUGUUGAAGUUAAAAGUAUAUAGGCCACACUGGACCCUUGUGGCUCAUGCCUGUAAUCCUAGCUACUUGGGAGGUGGAGAUCAGGAGGAUCCUGGUUCAUAAGACCACCCCCUCAUCUCCAUAGCAAAAUGGACUGGAGCUAUAGCUCAAGCAGUAGAGUGCCUACUUUGAAAAUGCAAAGCCCUGAAUUCAA